AAUCACAUUUACUUCUUCACAUCAGCGAACAGUUAAAUAUUGGGUUUCGUUUGGCUCACAAUAUAAAAAAUGGGUGUUCCGAAUGCCCGAGGCGAUAGUUACCGAAUGGCUACUGAAAAAAAGUCGAAGAAAAACCCGAAGAAGGAUGACUUAAACGAACUGAAACAGGAGCUGGACAUGGAUGAGCAUCGGAUAUCUCUCGAUGAGUUGUAUUCUCGACUAUCCACCGAUCCACAGAGUGGCUUGACUGCUGAACAGGCCAAGACUCGUUUGGAACGAGAUGGGCCAAAUGCACUUACACCUCCAAAGACAACGCCAGAGUGGGUGAAAUUCUGCAAAACAUUAUUUGGCGGCUUUUCAUUAUUGUUGUGGAUUGGUGCCGUUCUUUGUUUUAUUGCUUUCUCAAUUGAAAGUGGCACUCAUGAAGAUCCACCAAAAGAUAAUCUUUACCUUGGGAUUGUAUUAUCAGUUGUCGUAGUGGUCACCGGUUGUUUUUCAUACUACCAAGAGUCGAAGUCAUCACGUAUCAUGGAAUCGUUCAAAAAAAUGAUUCCCCAGACUGCUUUAGUUAUUCGUGGUGGAGUGAAAAUUGAAGCACCAGCUGAAGCUUUGGUAGUUGGUGAUUUAAUCGACGUCAAGUGUGGUGAUCGUGUACCAGCAGAUAUAAGAAUCAUUUCAGCUAGUUCGUUCAAAGUGGAUAAUUCUGCAUUGACUGGUGAAUCUGAGCCACAAUCACGUACAGCAGAAUAUACAAAUGAAAAUCCAUUGGAGACAAAGAACUUGGCGUUCUUCUCAACUAACGCUGUCGAUGGUACAUGUCGUGGUAUAGUUGUUAGUACUGGUGAUCGUACUGUUAUGGGUCGUAUAGCAAAUUUAGCUUCAGGUUUACAAAUUGGCCAAACACCAAUUAAUAAAGAAAUUAAUCAUUUUAUUCAUCUUAUUACAAGUGUCGCUGUAUUUCUUGGUAUCUCAUUUUUUGUUAUUGCAUUCAUUUUGGGCUAUCAUUGGCUUGAAGCUGUAAUCUUCCUAAUUGGUAUCAUUGUAGCCAAUGUUCCAGAAGGUCUUCUAGCUACUGUGACGGUAUGUUUAACAUUAACCGCUAAACGUAUGGCUAGUAAAAAUUGUUUAGUGAAAAAUUUAGAAGCUGUUGAAACACUUGGUUCAACAAGUACCAUUUGUUCAGAUAAAACUGGUACAUUAACACAAAAUCGUAUGACUAUAGCUCAUAUGUGGUUUGACAAUAAAAUAUUUGAUGCGGAUACUACAGAUGACCAAUCAGUUGCCACUUACGAUAAAAAUUCACCAACUUGGAUAGCAUUAGCUCGUAUUGGCAUGUUAUGCAAUCGUGCUGAAUUUAAAGCAGGUGAAGAAAACAAGCCAGUAUUAAAACGUGAAUGUAAUGGAGAUGCAUCGGAAUCAGCUUUGUUAAAAUGUGUUGAAUUAUCAUUUGGUGGUGUUACAGAUUAUCGUCGUAAAAAUCCAAAAGUUGCUGAGAUUCCAUUCAAUUCUACAAAUAAAUAUCAGUUAUCAAUCCAUGAAACCAAUGAUGGUGAUGAUCGUUACUUAUUAGUUAUGAAAGGUGCACCUGAACGUAUACUUGAUCGUUGUGGAACUAUUUUAAUUAAUGGUAAAGAAGAAGUUAUGGAUGAAUCAAUGCGUGAAAGUUUCAAUAGUGCUUAUUUAGAACUUGGUGGAAUGGGUGAAAGAGUUCUAGGAUUUUGUGAUUAUCGUCUACCAUCGGAUACUUAUAAGAAAGGUUAUGCUUUCAAUGUAGAUGAACCGAAUUUUCCUUUAACCAAUUUACGUUUUGUUGGUUUAAUGUCUAUGAUUGAUCCACCUCGUGCAGCAGUACCAGAUGCAGUUGCUAAAUGUCGUUCAGCUGGGAUUAAAGUAAUUAUGGUCACUGGUGAUCAUCCAAUCACAGCGAAAGCUAUUGCUAAAGGUGUGGGGAUAAUUUCAGAAAGUUCUAAAACUGUCGAAGAUAUUGCCGCUGAACGAGGUAUUCCAGUUCGUCAGGUCAAUCCACGUGAUGCACAAGCAUGUGUAAUACAUGGUUCUGAUUUACGUGAAAUGACUCCAGCACAAAUUGAUGAAAUUUUAUUAAAUCAUUCAGAAAUUGUAUUUGCACGUACUAGUCCACAACAAAAAUUAAUUAUAGUAGAAGGUUGUCAACGACAAGGUGCAAUUGUUGCUGUAACCGGUGAUGGUGUAAAUGAUAGUCCAGCCUUAAAACAAGCUGAUAUUGGUGUUGCAAUGGGUAUAGCCGGUAGUGAUGUGAGUAAACAAGCAGCUGAUAUGAUCUUAUUAGAUGAUAAUUUUGCUUCAAUUGUUACAGGAGUUGAAGAAGGUCGUAUUAUAUUUGAUAAUUUAAAAAAAUCCAUCGCUUAUACAUUAACAUCAAAUAUACCAGAGAUUACACCAUUUCUAGUGUAUAUUUUAGCUGAUAUCCCAUUACCGUUGGGUACAAUUACAAUUCUAUGCAUUGAUUUAGGUACUGAUAUGAUUCCAGCAAUUUCAUUGGCUUAUGAAGAGGCUGAAGCAGAUAUUAUGAAACGUAUGCCACGUGAUCCAUUACAUGAUAAAUUAGUGAAUGAACGUUUAAUUUCAAUGGCUUAUGGUCAAAUUGGAAUGAUACAAGCAUCAGGUGGUUUCUUUGUUUAUUUUGUUAUUAUGGCUGAAAAUGGUUUUUGGCCAUCACGUCUACUUGGUAUACGACGUGAAUGGGAUUCCAAAGCUAUUAACGAUUUAGCUGAUUCUUAUGGACAAGAAUGGACAUAUAAUCAACGUAAACGAUUAGAAUAUACAUGUCAUACAGCAUUUUUUGCAUCAAUUGUCAUAGUACAAUGGACUGAUUUAAUGAUUUGUAAAACACGUCGUAAUUCUAUAUUUCAACAAGGAAUGUGGAAUCAUCAUUUAACAUUUGGUUUAUUCUUUGAAACAACAUUAGCUAUUUUCUUAUCUUAUUGUCCUGGUUUAGACAAAGGUCUACGUAUGAUGCCAAUGAGAUUUACAUGGUGGCUUCCAGGUCUACCAUUCAGUUUUCUGAUAUUUGUCUAUGAUGAAGUGAGGAAAUUCCUACUUCGACGGUUACCGCCUGGGUCAUGGCUUGAAAAAGAAACAUAUUAUUAGUUGUAGUUAUAGUAAAUCCCCUACCCCUCUAUUAUAUAUGAGUAAAUAUAAAUAUUAUAUAUAUAUAUGCAUUCUUGUCAUCUCUCUCUCUGUGUACUGCACAUUUGUAGUUUCAAUUAAUUGAUUCUCUACUUCUCUCUAUCUCACUGUUUUCACACAUACACACAUGCACUCGCAUGAUAUCCUCUUGGAAAUAUUAGCAUCUUCUGUAUUGAAACUAUGGAAUCCUGAUAUAAAUUACUUGAUAUAUUACGCAGUUUUGUGUCUUACAUCACUCAUGUAUAUGUGUGUGUGUUUGUGCUUAUGCACUUGCUUGUGUACUUGUAUCUGUGCUGUUUUCUAGUGAAUCACUUGAUGAUGAUGAUGUUUGCCCAUAUUCUAUUUCAUUUUUUUCACUUCACAUUGUUCUCUUCUCUUUAUUUGAAUAAACAACAUUCAUUAUAUUACUUUGUUUCUAACUUUCUUUCUGAAAUACAUCAAUCAAUUUGUCAAUGAGAAAACCAUCUUCUUCCUUGUAUUCUUCUUCUUAUCAUUACCAUUUCAUUGAUCAUUAUUGUCGAGAUCGUCGUUACUCUAAGUUUUGCAAAGUAGAAUUUAAACACGCACAUAUUACAUAAUCAGUAAUAUGAUUAUUAGCGAGAAAUGCGCCUUAUCUUACAGUGAUUUCAUUUAUUCGUUGUUUUUUUUUCUCGGGGGGAAUUCUUCAUAAUAUUGUUGUAUUUUGACAGUCAUCAUCAAUAUUGUCAUUACUGCUAUUUGGACACUACUUACUACUAGCUAAUUAGUGAUAAUCAGUAGUGUAAUAGGUGUGUAUUAUGAUGUAGUAUUUUAGUAGUAAUGACAAUUAUCAUAAUUAGAUACAUUUAUUAUUGUGUUAUUUUGUUUGUUUAUUAGUUCUGAAUGAAAACUGAAGUGAAAAGUUGUUCUUGCCUAAUCGUCGCCAUACACACACUCACAUAUGUCACUUGCCCUCUCUCUAUCACUCACUCAUUCUUUUUUCUUCUCUCGAUUUUGUUCCAUGGAAAAUUGUUUCCCAAACCCCUCCUUCUUUAUUGUUUGUUUGUUUUUCUUUGUAUCGAUCAAGUUGAUUUUGUACAUUUCACAUUGAUUUGUUUGUUUGUUUUUUCUAUGAAUAAUUAUGAUUCUGUAGAAAAUGAUGUGUGUUUUUUUUUUGAAAGCGUGUGAAUUAGAUUGAGAAAAAAGGGAGAAAAAAACUAUAGAAAAAAAGGGAAGUAAAUUGUUGUUAAUUAUCAUUUGUCAUUGUUAAUUGAACAAUUAUGAAAGAUUGUGGUUCAUUUUUUUGUUUGUUUUUCUUCUAUUCCAUUCAUCUCUUUCAAUUUGUUCGCCGGUUGUUUUUCUCUUUUUGUUGGCAUGAAUUACUCUCUUCUCCUACUUGUUCGUGUGUAAGUGUGUGUUUGUGUCUGUGUAUGCAUGUUUAGAUUUAUGGUCUGUUGGGAUUUUUUUUUGUGUGGUAAUCUGAUGCUCAUAGACUGUAGUGUGUUUUUGUUUUAAUUGGGAUAAUAGAUGCCAUGUUGUUUGUUUGUGAACACGUCCUCUCUCUCUCUCUCGUUCACUCACUCACACACACACACUUGUGUUUAUUGUGUAUUCAGUUCAUUCAUAGAAUCCAUCCAAUAUAUAAAUUAUUAUCAUUUAUGAUGAAUAGAGUAUAUUAAUGAUUAUUACAAUUAAAAUAGUGAUAUAUAUAUAUGAUCUUUUAUACUAUUAAAGAGGAUCAUAUUAACGUCAUAAAUAGAAGUCAUCAAUUAUUCAUUUAUUAGUAGAUAAUUCUAUGAACUUGUUGUUACUAAUGUCCUUUGUUAUUUUGUAUUGUUCCCUUUUCUCUCUCUCUCCACUUCUGUUUCUCUUUUUCAAUGAUUACAUAAUAGACUAUUCAAUUUGGUCUUGACUAACCAACAUACUCUAAUUCCAUAUUGAUAUCUUUUUUUUUAAAUUGAAAUAAAUUAAAUAGUUAGUGUUCAUGGUAAAAACUUGUCUAAUUUGUGAUUUAUCCCAUCUUAUUUAGUCUAUUUUCUAUGUUCUUAUGCUUUAAAAACAAGAAUCAUAAACUAAGAUAGAUUCAUUCUUUUUAUGGUAAGAUACCCUUAUAAAACUAGAUCUUUAUAGUGUGUGUAUGUGUCUGCGUGAUUUAGAUAUUUUGUCCUUUCUUCUUUACUUUCUUUCACAUAUGAAGAAAUUUGUGGAAUUUUUUCUUUCUUUCUUUUACAUUUCCGUGAUAAAUUUCAAUAUUACAUAUAUAGUGUAUUUGUUAAGUAACUCAGACAAAUAAAAAUUAUUUCCCGCCUUUUUUUUUCUUUUAAAGAAUUAGAUCAAUAGUUUAUGAACACUGCUCUGAUUGAUUGAUUAAUCGUUUUUUUGUCUAUUUCCACUUGUUGCUGUUGUUGUUGUUAAUAGAUAUUGAUAUUAUUGUUACUGAUAGUUUGUUCCUUGUUUUAUCUAUUCCCCCCUCCCCCCCUAUAUUCAAUUCAUCUAAUUUGAAAUGACGUAAUCUUUUUUUAUAUAGAAGUACUAAUAAUAAUAUUAAUUGUUAGCCAUAAUAGUAACAUAUAUGUAUAUGUGUGUACUUGUGUGUAACGGAGGCUAACAUACACACAUAUAUACAUAUAUAUACACGAGACGAGAAAUUACUGAUCGUCUUCUUUGCUGCACCCGUAAUCAUCCAUCAAUUUUGUUUUCUCUUUCUUUUUUUAUAAAAAAAAAGAAGCAAUUUAUCAUUCUCUCUCACUCACUCACUUACUAACUCUGUUCUCAUUUCUCAUUACACAUGAUAUUUGUUUCUUCUUGAUUUAUCCAAUUGAGUUUAUUUGUAGGAGUCUCAAUAAAUUGAAUAUAC
Molecule: messenger RNA, 5983 nt
Organism: Schistosoma margrebowiei
Lineage: Eukaryota; Metazoa; Platyhelminthes; Trematoda; Strigeidida; Schistosomatidae
Source: the annotation of a GenBank genome assembly